This is a messenger RNA of Dermacentor andersoni, 2734 nucleotides long. The record is from RefSeq and is a predicted model, not a curated record. NCBI's taxonomy places the organism in Eukaryota, Metazoa, Arthropoda, Arachnida, Ixodida, Ixodidae.
GUCUCCCAGACAGGCACGGAAGCGGCUGGUGUAGCAAUACAAUUACGCAUAAAGUGUGGAUAUAAGAGUUUUUUAAACACAAAUACAUAUAGAAAUUUUCAUGUUAUUACAUGGAAACUAGUUGUAAUACAGUUGUGUCAAAUGACUCCCAGUAUACAAUUAUAAUCUGUUAUCUUGCAUAUUAUUAUUUAACACAGACUCAGUUGCAUAUAUCAUAGUGGACUUGGAAGCACCGAACGAGUACGGAUGCUGAUCAAAUUUUUUCUGAUCGCACAGAUCGUGCUGUCGAGGACCGGAUUCGUCGACGCAGGGUCUGAGCAUGCACUGCAUCAGGCCUAUCUACUGUUACCUCCGGCUGUCUGCCCUGCUGGCUUCAUCGGACAAAACAAGUCGCAGGAAGCUGUACCACGUGCACUGCACUGGGACCACCUGACCAGCACGGUGACGUCGACGGAGACAUCGUGGCACCCGGAUAAAAGCAGCAGCCUUUUCGACAUUCCCUUCAGUGGACUUGGAAGCACCGAAUGAGCACGGAUGCUGAUCAAAUUUUUUCUGAUCGCACAGUUUCUUCCUCUGGGCUUAAGUGGGACGCUUCUCCAUCAUUGGUGCGAAAGUGCCUCCAGAACCUUCCCGGAUUAUUACGCCCGUCUCGUGCUUCUGAAAAGAGCUUGCGGUAUUGGCGUGAACAGACAGAGUUCAUCACUUGUGCAUGUGCAACACAUUGGCGGAGGCAAUACGAACUGCAUUUCUCACUAGCUGGACAAGUCGGAAUGGCAAUGCACCUUGGAGAACAAGACUCGAAUUGUGAAAGUCUGGUGGUUUCACAGAACUUUGUUUUAUGUCAAGAUGGGCUGACACCAUGUCACCUGAUGCUGUCACUCUCUGGUCAGCUCUUUGCAAGGACAUGGUGCUAUGCAGCCUUCAGCUGCUGAAGAGGCAAGAUUACAUUUCUAAAUUACACUACACGAUUACAUUACAUUUGAAGAGGCAAGAUUACAUAUUUAAGUGUUUCAAUGUUUGGUGUCAUUGAUAAACCGUCAUAGGGAUUAUCUGCACCAGUGUUAUCAGGUACGUAAGUGAAGAAAUUUAUUGUGUGUACCAAGUUUACAGCUAGGCUGCCAAUUUCAUCCUUCACUGUUGGUAACCUUGUUCGCACAAAAGACAUUACUGAACCAUUGUAAAAGCAUUGCACUGGACUGGACAUGUGCAGAUUGUGGUUCAGAUCCUACCCAGGGCAAAAAUGUCUUCCACAUUUAGUUCCUUUACUAAAUAUUGCCAUUGUUAUCAAUUUCUAUCCUACAGUUAGAACUUAAUUUUCCAAUUACAUUCCAUAGCAUAAGUUAUUGCCACUUCCAUAGUGGCAUGCCACCAUAGAAGGGCAAAACAGUCUGCAAUCGAAAACAUGUGCAGCAUUUCCAGAUUAACUUAAAUAUAAGCAUCACUGUUACUGACUGAAUUGAUGCACAUAAUUUGAUUAAUGUCAAUAUAAAAAUUGUCAAUUAAAGCUUUCAGCAAUUAUUUUUAAUGGUUGAUUUAUCAGUCAUUCAUCCAUAUUUACAGAGCAGACACACCUGUGAACGUAUGCUUUGAAGGCUAUGCAGUCAUGUGGGUUUUUUAGUUAAAGGUAUUAUUUCAGUCAAGUAGAGUACUGACUGGACACUGAAGCUGUUUUACGAGUUCAUGUCUAAUACCCCUGUCACACGGCAAAUCUAAUGUCAUUUACAACGAAUGACAUUCGCUGAUAAUGCCAUUUCUUUGGUGUCACACGGUAAAACGUAAGGACAUUUUCGAAAAUGACAUUUACAAACAAAUCAGUUCGCCAAACUCAUUCGCAUUCGUUUGGAACUGAAUGUGUAUCCUUGACACCACGAGUUUACCAGUGUUUCGCAAACAGUACGUGCUUCUUUUUUUUGUUUUAACAAAAAAUCACUAUUAUUCUAUCCAUUUUAUUACCUAAUUAUUGCUUUAACGACAUUGAAGUCCAUCACAUAGGUAAAUACAGAAAACUACUCUCAGUCCAGUGACCAGACAGCCAUCUUUAGCUUUCGCUGCAGUAGUCGUGUUGGUUCUCACCAGAGCAUCGUCCGCGGCCACUUCAAUUGACUUGGCAUAAAAGCGUGCGCGUUUUUUCCUGUGGCACGCGACAAGAAUGAGGAUAUUAGAAGCUCGCAUGCACAUCAGAAAGGCGAUGACAUGCAACUGCCCUUCUCGUACCACUUUAGCAGAUGUAGCGGACGCGCCUAUCGUUCUCUUCGCCCUGUUGCUUGCCUUAGCUCGACUCGAUUUCGUUGGCAAUGUCGACAAGUUAGUAAUCGAACACUACGGUUUGAAAGCAAUGAUCACAUAUUCUAGUGGAAUUUAGCAUACUGGAAAAUAAUUAUUGGACAAAAGUGGGUUUGAGGCGUGUCUUUUUUUUUUUUUACUAUCGUCAUUGUCAUCAUUUUCAAAUGACAUUAGUUUUCGCCGUGCGACAGGGGUAUAAGCCUAAUUAUCGUGAUUGUUUCAAUCAUGUUUCAUUCACAUAGCUGAUUCAUGAGCAUUCAAAAUAUUUAGGUACCAUAUUUUCCAAACCAUAGGUGCCACCAUUUUCUUUUCAUUUUCGUCCAAGUGUAUUGUAGAACAGUGUAACUUAUAUAUGCAAGACCAACAUGAGACAUUCUUUUUCUCCAGCAAUGUACUUGCAGUUUAUUUUGUCUGCUAGAAUGUGCGGCUCAUAAAAUUUUUUUUUACUGAA